CAAAAACACCCGGGUAGGUGAAAAUAUAUUCUUCGGCGUUGCAUAGAAAUUAUGUGUGCAGAGGAAGAAUGACAAAGCGAUAAAUAUCCGAAAGUCGCAGUUUCAGGGGGCUUUAAGGGGUCCGAUGUAGCGUGGCGAACCCCUGUCCGUGCUGCCGCCUUCGGGAAAUUUUAUCUGCCAUCAACAACAAUUCUCCCCCUCCGACGAGCAGCGAUUCUUCCACAAGGCAUAGGUUACAGGAGGAGAGCGAUCUCGCCUCAUGCGGCCAUCUACAUGACCCAAAUUUCCCCCGUCGCGAUUCUUCGCAAUGGCCUGCGAAUCCUGGCUCCGCUGUCGGUAGCGCUCACCGUCUACCUCUACCUCUAUCCCAUCUUCCAGACGUGCGCUUUCCCCCUUCCGCUCGCCGACGGGGUCGACACAGGUCUGGGCGCCUUCCUCGAGACGGCGGCAUUGCAUUCGCCCUUUGCGGUACCCGCUCCCUUGCGCGGCGGCCAUGACAAUGCCAAGAGCAACGGGAACAGGCCGCUUGCGCCAUUCCGUCUCCUUGCCCUCGGCGAUCCCCAACUCGAGGGCGACACCUCCAUCCCCAACGCGCGCGGCCAGUCGUUCCCACACCUCUGGACCCUUUUCUCGCACCUGACCUUCCAAUCCGACCACCGGAGCCUGCGCGAGCGGGUGCGCCAGAGCCUGCACGACAGCGUCGAUUUCUACCUCGAGGACAUCCCCAACACGCUCGAGUCGAUCCGCAAGCGCAUCGACCUGUUCGGCAACGACUUCUACCUCGCCCACAUCUACCGCACGGUGCGCUGGUGGGCGCGCCCGACCCACGUCUCGGUCCUCGGCGACCUGGUCGGCAGCCAGUGGCUCGACGACGCCGAGUUCGACCGCCGGAGCGAGCGCUUCUGGGCGCGCGUCUUCCGCGGCGGCGAGCGCGUGCCCGACGACGUCGCGCGCGCCCCGGCCGACGACUACGACCUGGCCGGCCUCCUCGGCGGCGGCGACGACGACGACGAGGCGGCGGCGUGGGAGAGGCGCAUCGUCAAUGUGGCCGGGAACCAUGACAUCGGGUACGCGGGUGACAUCAACGAGGAGCGGCUCGGGCGGUUCGAGCGGGCCUUUGGCAAGGCGAACUACGAGCUGCGGUUUGAGCUUCCCCUUGUCGCCGCCGCCGGCGACAACGACAACGCGUCGACCGCGACGACAGCAGCGGGGACGACAGGCGCGGACGCGGACUCGCACCGGCUGACGCCCGAGCUGCGCGUCGUGGUCCUCAACGACAUGAACCUCGACACGCCGGCUCUCUCGAGCGAGCUCCAGGACGCGACGUACCGGUUCGUCAACGCCAUCAUCAACACGGCGUCGGCGGUCGAGUACACGGGCCACUUCACCGUCGUGCUGACGCACGUCCCGCUGCACAAGCCGGCGGGCGUGUGCGCCGACGAGCCGCACUUCGCCUUCCACGACCACGACGGCACGCUGCGCGAGCAGAACCAGCUCAGCGCCGAUGCCAGCCGCGGCUUCCUCGAGGGCAUCUACGGCAUGAGCGGCAACCCGGGCGCGCCGGCGGGCGGCCGGGGCCGGCCCGGCGUGAUCCUCAACGGGCACGACCACGAGGGGUGCGACACGUGGCACUUCGUCAACCAGUCGUCGAGCGAGCGGGCGUGGGAGGCGCGGGCGUGGCGCGCCGCCGCCGGCGACGGAGGCAUCGUCGGCAGAGAGGGGCACCCGGGCAUCAGGGAGAUCACGGUGCGGAGCAUGAUGGGCGACUUUGGCGGGAACGCGGGCCUGCUCAGCGUCUGGUUCGACCGCGAGACGUGGCAGUGGAGGUUCGAGUACGCGACGUGCCUGCUCGGCACGCAGCACUUGUGGUGGAUUGUGCACAUCCUCGACCUCGUCGUCGUUGUUGCCGCGCUGGCCUACGGGGUCAUUGCCGUGCUCUCUGCCGUGGGAGUCGACGUCGAGAAGCGCGUGUUGGUAGACCUGAAGGCUGCCAGGGACCAAGGUUUGAACAAGGGGACGAAGGUGGUGAUGAAUGGAGAGGAGAAGAAGGCUCGGGUGCCUGCUGUGUCCUAAUAUUUGUGUGAAUACCCCGUUGUGGUCAUGUUGGUCUACUAGAUUAUUUCCUUCCCUGUUUCAUCAACACUGACAGUAUAUAUAAGCUUGGAAACCAACAUUCAACAAGUAGGAGCAGGUCGGCAGAGGUGAACGGCUGUAGGUUACCGCUGAAUUACACCGAAGAGCUCUGGAAUUUCAAACCCAAGAACCUGAAAUAUUACUAGACAAGAAUAGAAGUUGUAUGUGUAUGUCGCUCA
This is a messenger RNA of Phialemonium atrogriseum, 2312 nucleotides long. RefSeq lists its product as uncharacterized. The coding region runs from base 274 to 2073 and encodes 599 amino acids. Gene Ontology annotation, cellular component: endoplasmic reticulum. The record is from RefSeq and is a predicted model, not a curated record. Gene Ontology annotation, biological process: GPI anchor biosynthetic process. NCBI's taxonomy places the organism in Eukaryota, Fungi, Ascomycota, Sordariomycetes, Cephalothecales, Cephalothecaceae. The transcript has a single exon.